Moneuplotes crassus is the source of this 1212-nucleotide messenger RNA. Lineage: Eukaryota; Ciliophora; Spirotrichea; Euplotida; Euplotidae. The record is from the annotation of a GenBank genome assembly.
GAACUUGUAUUAGGAGUUUGAUCUAUAUAUGCGUAUUGCUAAACUUUAAAAUUGGAAAUGCUCCGUCCUUCGUCUGCACAAGACAAAGAAAAUUGACCAAAUGAUUCUGGAAAAUUAUGAAAUGAAGUAAAAGAGAAUGAAAGCCAAGGAGAAGAAAAUAAAGAAACCCAGGAAGAAAAUAAGCAGCUCGAGCUUAAAGAAAGCCAAAAUAAGAAAAAGAGGAGCUUUGAUAUCAGGAGAAGAAUUCCUAACCCCAGGUUAGACUGAUUCAUGAUUGCACCUAUUCAGUGAUUUCUCCAGUGAUCUGAAUUUUGCAGAGAUUUUUAUAUGAACGGUGAUGAUGGACUAGUUGACAAUGAUGAAGGUAUUAAGUAUUCCUGUCAAAAUAUUUCAGAUAAAUGCAAAGUUUCUAAAGAACUCAAAAGGAUAAUAGAUUACUAUUAUUUGGAAGACGAGAAGCUUAGUUUGGAGCAAUUUCGUCCUUUAUAUAAUGAAGAAUUCCCAAGAAGUAGCCAGCAUGAUGCAUUAGAAUUUAUACUCUCCGUAUUUGAGAGUAUUCAAAGCGAAAUUAAUGGAGACAAAGCUCAUUUUCCUUCAUCUGGAUACAAAGAUUGAAAAGAGGCAUGGAAACAAUACCAGAAAGAUCAUAUCUCAAUUAUUGAUAAGCUCUUUGUUGGCAUGUACGAGUCAACCUUCAAAUGAGAGGAAUGAUGCAAGGAGGUUAAAGUUUAUGAAGAAUUUAAGACUAUUUCUCUUUAUUGUAAUCAAAGCGAUCCAGAAGCUAGCUUCAAAGAGUUCCUAGACUAUCCAGAAUCAACUGAAUCUAGUCCGAUGAUGUGCCAUGACUGCAAAAGCAUCCAAAAAUGCCAGAUAUCGAAGAGAAUAGUGAAGUACCCGAAGUACAUGAUCUUAGCUUUUCAAAGAUUUGAUCCAAUAAAUCAGACAAAAAUAAAUGAAAAAAUGAAUUAUGAAGAGGAAUUCACCAGAUAUUGUCCCCUACUCGAGAUAGAUCUAAAGUAUAAGCUUAAAAAUGUGAUAAUCCAUCAGGAAGGGGCCAAUUAUGACCACUAUACGGUCAUAUGUAAGAGAGGAGGAGAGUGGCUAUUCUUAAGAAAUGACCAUUUGGAGAAUAUAGAAGGAUUUUCCAAUGAUGAUGCAUACAUUUUAUUUUAUGAGACAGAUGGCAUAAAUACAAUGUAAAACUUUCAAUUA